Molecule: messenger RNA, 873 nt
Organism: Linepithema humile (Argentine ant)
Lineage: Eukaryota; Metazoa; Arthropoda; Insecta; Hymenoptera; Formicidae
Product: activator of basal transcription 1-like
Biological process (GO): small-subunit processome assembly; endonucleolytic cleavage in ITS1 to separate SSU-rRNA from 5.8S rRNA and LSU-rRNA from tricistronic rRNA transcript (SSU-rRNA, 5.8S rRNA, LSU-rRNA); endonucleolytic cleavage to generate mature 5'-end of SSU-rRNA from (SSU-rRNA, 5.8S rRNA, LSU-rRNA)
Cellular component (GO): nucleolus
Molecular function (GO): RNA binding
Source: RefSeq, a predicted model, not a curated record
CGAGACAUCGUCCAUUUUUUUUAAUCAUCGGUAAUGGCAGUGAACAUGUGAUACGGUUUGCUGUUUUAUUUAUUGUUUACGUGAUUGAAUAAUUUAAUAUAAAGAUGGAUUGCAAAGAUACAAACGAAAGCAAUGAAGACACUCGUACAACCGAUUGUGACACGGAGAAUGAAUCGACUCUGACACGAAAGAUUAUUGAAACGACCAACGUGGUGAAGUCUGGCAAAAAGGUUAAAAGAGGAAUAAUAUAUUUGUCCACAAUCCCAAAAUAUAUGAAUAUUACAAUGGUCCGGGAAAUAUUUUCCGCUUAUGGGAAAGUGGGUAGAGUGUACUUGCAACUAGCCGAAAAUGAGACGCAACCUGAAAAACAGAAAAAGAAGCGAAAGAAAGCAAUUAAGAAUUUCACUGAAGGUUGGGUAGAAUUUGAAAGUAAAAAGGUAGCCAAGUUUGUAGCAGCAACAUUAAACAAUACACAAAUAUCUACAAGAAAAAAGAGCAAAUUCUAUGAUAUUAUGUGGAAUAUAAAAUAUUUGCCCAGAUUCAAAUGGAUUCAUUUGAGCGAACGUUUGGCAUAUGAGCGGGCCGUUCAUAAACAAAGACUUUUGACUGAAAUAGCACAAGCUAAGAGAGAAGUAAACUUCUUUUCGUAUAAUGUAGACAGAAGUAAAAAAUUGCGCAAGAAACAUGACCAAGGACAGGAGACAGCCUUUGAAUUGCCUGAAGUUAAGCAGAGAGAGACUGACAGUGAGAUAAGAAACAAGAAAGGAGAAGCACAAGGGAAAAAUAGAACAGAAUUCCUUAAAUCAAUAUUUGGAUAAAAUUUAUAAAAUACUUAUAUGUAAGUAUAACAAUAUUCUUAUAGUUUUUAAAUGU